UGAUAACUCAGUGCGUUAUGUUUGAAAAAAUUCCCCGCUGGAAAUCACGAUAUUAUCAUAAUAAACAUUAAUCAGCUGUUGCUCGCUGAUAGCAUAGCUAUUAAUACGUUUUAGUUUAUAUAUAUAUUUACAGUUUCACAAUUUGGUAAUUUUAAUCAAUAAAGGUGAAUAAUGAGUCAUCAUUGAGGACUAAAGCGGGGUAUACACAUGCAGACCAGGUCGCAAGUCAGUUCACUGUACACUUGUCCAACAUGUUGUUCAGACAUCAUUUUGUUGUAAUCGUUGAAACGGAUAUAGCAACAGAAGAGGAAAUUGUAGCGCUACUUGAAAUUUCGGCCAUACGGUCUGCAUACAACACUAUACAUGUUGCUACCCGUCGCAAAGACGAUCAGAUAAAUUGAAGCAUUUCAACUUCGAAUUUGGUUUCUAUACCCGUCUAUACACGAUGUGAUGGUAGGCAAUACUUGACAUGUAGCACAGACAUGUCCGCAAGUGUAUAUUCUGCUUAAAAUUAGUUUUUAUUUCACCAGCUCUUUUAUCAGAUUUGUUUAGUUCCAUUGAGUAAGUUAAACAUUUGCUCUAUUUUUGGACGGUUAAAUAUAAUAAAAAUAUUAUUAUUUUACAUAUAUUCAUCAAUAAGAACACGCAGUCGUUUGCCAUCGCUUAAUUCACUUGUGUCACUUUUGGCGUUAUUUUCGAUUAUUAAAAUGAAGAUAUUGCUGUCGCGACCAGAACGCGUAGCUAUUGACUAUGCGAUACAAAAUUUCGCUGAGGUCAUCCAGAGCUCUGAAUAUCUAGAUUAUACGCCUGAGUUCUUAGAGAAGUUAUAGUCGCUGACGAACUAGAUGUAGACUGUGAGUUCGAUGUCUUCGAGGCUAUUAUGCAUUGGUAUGAACAUGAUAAGACGGAACGCGAAAAGUGUCUUGCAACGCUAAUAAGCUCCACAAGACUCGUACAAUUCGAUACAGUCUUUAUAACGCAGCAUAUACAAAUUUUGCCCGGUUGUGAGCAGAUUGCCAGAAAUGCAUUGAAGUUGAUCUCGGAAACGGAAAAAUGUGCGACUCCGCCUACUUUAGUGCAUACGAAACCGAGAAAGAAGCGGCUGUGUCUCUUGGCUAUACAGAACUCUGCAACUCUACCUUCUAAGCAAGUAAAAUAUCUCCAGAGAUACAACCGUGCACUUGAUGUGUGGCAGAAAUGCUGUGAAGUUGAAAAUCUCGAUUGCAUCUACGAUUUGGUGCUUCAUCAUGAAAGCCUACUAUUAUUCGGAGCACGUACCGACGGCCUGCAGAAGGACACCACAAUCAAAAGUUUCGAUUUGAAGACAUUUACAUGGAAUAAAACAGUGAAGUUGGAGCGGCGUCGCGAUGAACUGUGUGUGGCGCUCUAUGGUGAUAGCAUUUACACCUUUGGUGGCUAUGAUGGUUCCCAAGCACUCAACACUGUAGAAAUUUUCGAUAUCCACAAGAGCUGUUGGCAGCCCCGUGCAAGUAUGAACGUUUGCCGUUAUGGUGCCAGCACCAUCAUUUAUGAUGAAAAGAUUUUCAUAUUUGGUGGUUGGAGUGCUGGCGGGGAACCACUCAACUCCGUUGAGUAUUACGAUCCGAAGAAAAAUGUUUGCGUCAAAUGCACAAAUAUGUUCGAGGCACGCGGUAGACCUGGUCUCGCUCUUUUGAAUUACCGCAUUUUUAUUAUUGGCGGUCAUAAUAAUGAUGGAGCGCUUACAAGCGUGGAGCGAUAUGAUCCAGAGGAAGAUAUUUGGAUAACGAUUUCCAUCGAUCAUUUAGCGCGGUACGGUAUUUCUGCUAAGACAAUGGGCGACCAUGGAGUUUAUGCUAUCCGAGAGCGCGAUUAUCUUCGUCUGCCAGUGACCGUUAAAAUGCCGUUAUCUGUUUAUGGCUCCAACUUUUAUGUAGAAGUGCCUAAUAAUUACAUUGAUAAAUUGCAAACAAAGUUCUUAAGUCGACAUAAAUUUUCGGCAGCUACAGGUGUGUUCAAAAAAUAAUGGGAAUUUUAAAAUUUCCAAAUUGUCAAAUUAUGAAGUCGACACCAUUAAUGUAAACGAAUGAAUAAAUAUUUAAUGAAAAUUACCGUUAUUUUUUGUACACAGCUCAUAUUUUAAUUAUAUUAAUUAUAAGUUGUAAAACUAUAAGUCAUUUAAUAUUGUAUUGAAAUUGCAUUACAAACAAAUACACCGAAUUUUUGUAUAAUACAUUUGAGU
Molecule: messenger RNA, 2221 nt
Organism: Zeugodacus cucurbitae (melon fly)
Lineage: Eukaryota; Metazoa; Arthropoda; Insecta; Diptera; Tephritidae
Product: kelch-like protein 5
Exons: 5
Coding region: 881-2005 (374 amino acids)
Molecular function (GO): protein binding
Source: RefSeq, a predicted model, not a curated record